AUGUCUCCCAUGGGAGACGCUUCGCUGGAGACACGCUGGUGCCAACUCCUGAAACCGCUUAAGGAGCUUUCAGAGAACUGGUCGGUUGAUGUUGCCGCAGAGUUGGAAAAGUUCGUGGAAAGUCUCGAGCUUCUCCCAGAGGAGGCUCGACUGCGCUUUGCUGACGCUGCUGUUCUUGUGCAGCAUUCGGCUGAUAUUUACGGGCGCAAAGUGGAGCAUCUUUACCAGCUUGUGUACCAGGCUCUAGAAGCUUUCGUCUCGGAGUCUGCUGAGCGUGCAGAGACUCAGAACAAGCAGCGCGGAAAGCGCAGAUCUGUCGACGGCACCGAAGAAGGUGACAGUGCUGCGUCCGCAACGGAGCCGUUGCCCACUGCUCGGGGGCUGAACCCAGCCAGUGGCGCUGUGCGCGGGGCACUCACGAUGGCGGCAUAUCGCAGAUAUGUGGCGGCUGAGCGAGCCUUCGAGGACAUCGCCGAACUCGUGCCCUACGCCCGACUCGAAACGCUGGACUUGGAUGAGCCCGGAUUCCAAUAUCCAGAAGCCGCCGAAUCCGAUUCAGAAUACUUGAGCGCAUGCGCGGAUGAAAGUAGUUAUCGGUUAGGGCUCAACGGCCAGGAGACACGUACGAUCACGGUUGCAACGCCAGGAACGCCUGGCUGGCGGACGCCAGCUUCGCGGACUGCGAGCAAUGCUAGCGUGUCGGCCUCCAACUCCGUUGCGACGGCGCCUUGGAAUCUGCCGGGUUUUUCGAUUCCGGUACAAGACGUAGACCUACUCGAUUUGGACCGUCUGUGGGUGAGGUGGUCCCAGAUCCAUGGGCGCAGUGGUGCUCUCCUUCUGGGUAUUGCUCCUGAAGAUUUAAUUUACGAGGAAACGGCGCAAACACUGGGCGAUUUCGAGCCCGCUGUGGAGAUCAGAGACGCAACGCCGAAUGCGAUGGAGGACGCAGAUGCUCAGUAUGUAGAGUGGGGCUUUGGUGCAGAGCCAUUGAACCUCUCCCAGGAGGCGCUGAUGCCAACCCUAGAGAUUACCUUGCGCGAUACGAGCAUACAGCAGAGAGAGCGACGGCGACAGCGACGGAAGAACCGGGUCCACGGCGGGUCUCCAGAGAGGCAAUGGAAAUUUCUGGAAAUGUUCCCCGACAAGGAUGACACGAGAGAUCCUGCAGAUCAACAAGUCGUGGACCGAGAGCGACCCUUUCGAAAAGGCCGCCGACACACCUCAUGUCGAGCCGUACCAAAUGUUUCUGCCUUUGAAGCGUAUCAAAACUGGGUCCUUUAUCGGAAGCGCAUUCCUGGGGUGCCCUCCGAUCUUGUGAACACUCAAACGCAUUUGGGCGAUGCGUCAUUCGUCACAAGUUCGGGAGGCAGCGAAUGGGCGCGUGCCUGGAUGCACAUCAUUUUUCGAGGGUCGUUGUUCCCACCAUUGGAUGCCAGCAUUCGCGCACUGCGCGCAUGCGAGCGCGUUCGGUGCUCAGUGUGUUCCAGCGGAAAGAAAAAGGCCAUCGCUAAUGAUGCGUACGAAUCCAUCGAUGAUGACAGCGACGAAGAUGACUCUAGCUCUGUGGAGUAUCCCAGCUCAUCGUUGGAGCGCAUCCCGGGCGAUUUGAAUACAAACGCCUCUAUCGGGCCGGUCACUGAGACGGGAACCCCCUAUCAUGCCGGUGACGCAAGUCACGCAAUGCUGGGUGCAUUGGACGCACUCGGCCCUGACCCGUUUGAGGAACAAGGAGCGUUUUUGUUUGGGGAGCACGAAGCGACCGGCGUCGAUUCCCAAGCUCUUGUCGAAAGUUUUGAACAGAUCUGUCGGCGCUACCUGAACGAAACAGCCGCAGCCUGGCGACGGCUUGAAGAAGAAAACGCUCUCCAUCAGCGAGUAGCAACCUGGCAAGCCGAGCUGCAACCCCGUCUGGCGGCUGCGGAGCAGCGGCCCAACUUUUCUAUCCCCACAUACGUCGAGCGCGUCACAAAACUCGUGCACGACGCUAGGUGCAACGAAGACAUCAUACCGCUCGGGAGAGUUUGCGCAAACCAGAGCUCGUGGGAAGUUUGUCGCCUCUUCGUUGCCGCCUUGCACUACGCCGCGGCAACAGCGAAGAAGCUGGACGCCACGGAAGCGGUCCCUGCACAAACCCCCCCUGCCUAA
Cyanidioschyzon merolae strain 10D is the source of this 2145-nucleotide messenger RNA. Its product is annotated as chromosome assembly complex Condensin II, subunit H2. The record is from RefSeq and is a predicted model, not a curated record. The transcript has a single exon. Gene Ontology annotation, biological process: mitotic sister chromatid separation; meiotic chromosome condensation. Gene Ontology annotation, molecular function: chromatin binding. Lineage: Eukaryota; Rhodophyta; Bangiophyceae; Cyanidiales; Cyanidiaceae. Gene Ontology annotation, cellular component: condensin complex; nucleus. The coding region runs from base 1 to 2145 and encodes 714 amino acids.